Molecule: messenger RNA, 738 nt
Organism: Didymodactylos carnosus
Lineage: Eukaryota; Metazoa; Rotifera; Eurotatoria; Philodinida; Philodinidae
Source: the annotation of a GenBank genome assembly
AUGGCUAAACCAAAGUCAGUGUCAUCAACGUUAAGAAAAUGUCAUUAUGAACGUUUGGAUGUGUAUCGUUGGAAAAUACAUAGUGGAAAUAAUCAUUUUUGUUUUAAUGGUCAAUGUAUGAUUGGUAGAAAUUUGAGUGGUGUUAUUAUGGUUGUUUGUAUUAUUACAAUGACAUGUACCAUAUGGAUUAUAUUUGAAUUACCAGUAAUAAUACGAGAAUUUUCAAUCGGUAUUUUGAUCGUUAUUAUUGGAUUAAUAUCCAUCGUUUAUACGUAUCUGUUUUUAUUUCGAUCCAUGUGUAUGGAUCCCGGAAUUAUUCCACGUACAAAUGUUGAAGAAUAUAUUGAUUUGUGUAAACGUCAUCCAGAAUUGAAAACACAAUCAGCUGGUACUAUGCAAAUAAAUAUACCAGUGAAAGAUUGUAUAUUGAAAUGUAAAUAUUGUGUGACAUGUAAACUAUUCAGACCACCAAGAUCAAGUCAUUGUUCAAUUUGUUCAAAUUGUGUUUAUCUACUAGAUCAUCAUUGUCCAUUUCUAGAGCUAACAACUCGUGAAGAUGACAAAGGAAUUUAUUUAAGUAUCGAUGAUCAAAAUGGACAAUGUGAACAUAAUCCAUUUAAUACGAAAAAUUAUUUGAAAAAUUUAUGUCUAAAAUUAUGUACAUCAUUGCCACCGAGUCUAUAUCAAGCACAUAAAAAAAUUAGAUUAACAGAACAACGACAAACUAAUAGAGUUUGA